Hydra vulgaris (swiftwater hydra) is the source of this 1043-nucleotide messenger RNA. Its product is annotated as neo-calmodulin. Gene Ontology annotation, molecular function: calcium ion binding. NCBI's taxonomy places the organism in Eukaryota, Metazoa, Cnidaria, Hydrozoa, Anthoathecata, Hydridae. The record is from RefSeq and is a predicted model, not a curated record.
GGUUGUUUUUUUUUUGUUUAAAUUGCGAAUUAUUUAGAAUAACAGACUAAUAUAGCAGAUGGUUAAUUUGAUCAGCAACGAAGCGUAACAUUAACGAAUUUGACUUAAUUACAAAAAGCAAUUGUGACGUAGCUUGUUUGUAAAUGGAACGAAAAACUAAAGAUAGCAAUCAAAUAAUUAUCGAAUAAUUUUUUUUUACAAGAGAACAAUGAAAAUAAAAAGAGGAAAGUGUAAAAUUGCAAAUAUUGUCAGAGAAGAGCAGGAAAUGGCUCAAACCGUUACGCCUGAAAGCAUGACGGCCUUAAAAGAAGCAUUUCAGGCAUUUGACAAAAAUGAUGACGGAUUUAUCUCUAAAGAAGAGCUAACUCAAGUUAUGUUUAGUCUCGGACACGUCAUGUCAACCGCAGAAAUAGAUCAGAUGAUAAGCUUAGUAGAUACGGAUGGAAAUGGUUUGAUAGACUUCAAAGAAUUUUUGAGUUUAAUGAACACUACCAGUCAAGAAGAAAUAAAUGAUGAGGAAGAAAUGAAAAUUUUAUUUACUUUGAUUGACGCAAAUCAAGACGGAUUUUUGUGUGAAAAAGAAAUCCGAAACAUGAUGAAAGGUUUAGGAGAAAAAGUGAAAAAGAAGCAUAUACGAAAAAUGAUAAAAGAAGCCGACAUAAAUAAAGAUGGAAAAAUUAGCUUCAAUGAGUUUAAACGAAUGGUAUCAAAUGGUAACUUUCUUGUUAAAUGAAUUUUAAUAAAAAUACUUUUGGACAAUUGAGCACCAAAGAACACUAAUACAUAUAUAUUAUCAUCGGAUAUUUUUUGGUUUUUUCGAGUUAUGGUUAUUAAAAGAAAAUUUUUAUUGUCGAUAGUUAAUGACAAAACAAAAAAAGCAGCUAAGUAUGAUACUCGCAACAGUCAUGAACGCGACUCGCAAAGGUUAUGGUUUGAGAAAAAAGUCAUCUUGUACUAGUAAAAAGUUACACUCGUCAAGACGAACUUUGUGUACAUUAAUAGGAUGCUUAUUUAUUACUGCGAAAUGAAAUCUUUCGUUUUUU